CCUCUCUAUCGGCCUGCUCGCGAAUUGCCCGAUUUUUUUUAUAAGUAGUACUGUCAAACUCAUCGAAACAACAACAGGCGAAUGAAUCCGUAACGGCACAAAAAACAAUAAGCCCUGCGAGUGAGACAGAGACGGGGAGACGCGCGCGGAAGUCGGGCAGAAAUAAUAUUUUGUGUAAUUUUUGGGUGCAACGGCGUGCUUUGAGUGCUUCCGAUUCGAAAUUCGCGACAGUGCUGUGGCCAAGAGUUCACCUUUUAGGUGUUUUUUUUAUAGCAACAAGCGACGCAAGCGUUUCGGAAAUAGAGCAGAGCACACAAAGUGCAGGAAUGUCUAGGGAAUUUGCAUAAUUUUCGGGUCGACCCAGCCAAAAGUUGUAUAAUAAGCUUGUGAAAACCACAAGGUAGGCCCGGUUCACCACAAAUGGCCGGGUUAUGCCGCUCCACCACCACCUCCAAAUCCACCACCCCAGCUGAGAGGCCAUCCAACACCAAGACCAGAUCCCAAAAUAUCUCACAAAAUGUCUAGUGCCCAAUACCAGGCACUCGAGCCGCAGACUUCGGACGAGGAUAACGAGGACAUCGAACGGAGGGCACAUCAGAACCAUCACCGCUGCCCCACCGCGCCACAUCCCAUGGUCCGGAAGGGGAGCGUGGGCAUGGGCAGGCGCCGUUGCGUACUGCCCCUGGUGGUCGCUGCUCUGUUCUUCAUCGCCUGCUGCUACCUAACCCUCAGCGGAGACACUCGGAUCGCCCUGGGACUGGGCGGUGGUUCCGAGGACUCGGAGGAGGGAUCCCACCACGAAUUAGGUAAGCAGGGAGUCCAGUUUCAAGAAUCCCGACCCCCAGACUGGCUGUUAAGGUACACCCGCCAGGCCGAACACUUGGAGGCAGCCAGACCAGAAUUCCAGGGGUUCGGGAACGUCACAGAUAGUAUUCAAGAAACGGAAGUAGAUGAAUAUGAUAUCGAGCUAAAACAGCCAGAAUUGAAGCCGAAAAAAAUACGGACAAGACAUCGUUUCAACCCAAAAAUCCAUAGUAUGAAUUUCCGGCCACUCAACGAAAGUCUGCACAUUUGUAGCGAGAGCUAUGAGGAUCGCCGGCAGUUUAUGCAGGAUAAACCCCGUUCUGACUACGGACAGCUGCCCGUGAUAUAUUUUGUUACCCCGACGUAUCCGCGCCGGGAGCAGAUCCCAGAACUAACCCGUCUGGCGCACACGCUGCUCCAUGUCCCGCGAUUGCACUGGCUAGUAGCCGAUGAUCAGGAAAAAUGCAACGACUUUAUGGACACCCUGCUCAAUAGAUUCGGUAUUCCCUUUACCCACAUGGUGAGCCCCAUGCCAAGCAAGUUCCGGAAUGAAAAACCAGCACCGCGAGGCGUAGCAAAUCGCAGAGCCGCUUUGCAGUGGUUGCGGCAGCACAAUCUCACUAACGGAAUACUAUACUUUGGGGACGAUGAUAACACCUACGACCUUCGACUAUUUACAGAAAUUCGGAAAACGCAACGGGUUUCCAUGUUUCCCGUCGGUCUGAUUGCCGAUUAUGGAGUCAGUGGGCCAGUAGUGCGAAAGGGCAAGGUGGUGGCCUUUCUGGACUCCUGGGUGGCUGGUCGACGCUGGCCCGUUGACAUGGCCGGUUUCGCCGUGAACUUGGAGUAUAUGGCGCAGUAUCCCUAUGUAAAUAUGCCAUACAAGCCUGGCUACGAGGAGGAUCUCUUCUUACGCAGCAUCGGUCUGAAAAUUAAUCAGAUCGAACCGCGGGGUAACAACUGCACCGAGAUACUGGUUUGGCACACGCAGACGAAGUCCAAGAAGCUGGGCAUGGUUCGCUUAGAAAGCAAAUAUUUGGACGACCGCUCUAACCUAGGCGCCCUGCUGUCCAACCUUAAACUAAUGGGCGUGGCCAGUACAACGGAAAAUGAAGGACGCAAUGCACUGAUCAGCAAGAAUGGAAAGGAGAAGCCGCACUCCGACAUACUAAGCUGAGUCCCAGGAUCCAACAUUCAUAGGAGACAUCCGUCUGAAACCCCCUAAUAAUACUCAUAGAUUUAUAAAGCUAAAUGUAUAAUAUUUCUGCAACAAACCAAAUCUCGAAUCAACUGUUUCCUGUAUCCCAUGGAAUUUCCUGCUUUAGUUAUCAGUCGUUUUCGCACUGCACAAUAUCUUUAUAUAUUUAUGUUUACGAUUUACGUCGGGUGCUGACCCUUUGUUCUAUGUUCUCAUCAUAAUGUAGUGUUAAUAAAAAUUAUGAAUGUAUUGUUAAUUAGUUGUAGAUAAGUUCUUUCGUGAUAGCAGGUUAAAAAAAAGCAGAGAGAGUUAAAAAUAUAGCUUCAGGACUUAUUUAAAUAUAUCGUCGUCGCUACCAUGAGGUUGUAAAGGCAGAGUUAAAAUUCAAAACUUUUAUAUUAUACGUUCUAAUUUGAUUAUCAAAAAAAGUCUUUUCUUUAUAAUCUAUAUAUGUACAUCAAACUCUUAUGACGCUUGUUAUUGUUGUUAAUCGCCUCAUCAAUUUGCAGCAUUGAACACAUAUCAUAAAGCUUGAAAAUACAUAUUUUAGCAUUACUUAGGUGUUUUAAAUCCCUAUAAAGCUAGUGGUUUAGUAACGGACAGUAAGAUUGAAUGACCUAUGUCAUUUUCACUAGAAACUUAGUGUGUACGUAUAAAUGGAGCCUGUAAAUCAGUCAAAUAAGACCUUGAGCCAUAACAGAAUAAAAAUAAAUGCUAGUUUUAUAAAUCUCCAAAAAAA
Drosophila rhopaloa is the source of this 2741-nucleotide messenger RNA. RefSeq names its product galactosylgalactosylxylosylprotein 3-beta-glucuronosyltransferase S. Gene Ontology annotation, biological process: chondroitin sulfate proteoglycan biosynthetic process; carbohydrate metabolic process. Gene Ontology annotation, molecular function: galactosylgalactosylxylosylprotein 3-beta-glucuronosyltransferase activity. The transcript has 5 exons. Gene Ontology annotation, cellular component: Golgi membrane. NCBI's taxonomy places the organism in Eukaryota, Metazoa, Arthropoda, Insecta, Diptera, Drosophilidae. The record is from RefSeq and is a predicted model, not a curated record. Bases 518 to 1981 code for a protein of 487 amino acids.